This is a messenger RNA of Fopius arisanus, 1543 nucleotides long. Its product is annotated as facilitated trehalose transporter Tret1-2 homolog. Gene Ontology annotation, molecular function: transmembrane transporter activity. The coding region runs from base 28 to 1395 and encodes 455 amino acids. Gene Ontology annotation, biological process: transmembrane transport. NCBI's taxonomy places the organism in Eukaryota, Metazoa, Arthropoda, Insecta, Hymenoptera, Braconidae. Gene Ontology annotation, cellular component: membrane. The transcript has 2 exons. The record is from RefSeq and is a predicted model, not a curated record.
UGUCUAAGUGUCAGGGCUAGAUUCAACAUGAAGAAUAUCCAGCCGAAGUGUGGAUCAUGGCCUCAAUGGCUUGCAGCUGUUGAAAUUUUCUUGAUGGGAUUUGUGGCGGGUGUUGGAAGUGGUUGGACGUCUCCGUCUCUGGCAAUUCUCUUGAGCGAAGCCUCUCCAAUUCCAAUGACAGAAUCCGAGGGCUCAUGGAUUGCUUCUCUCCUGAAUAUCGGUAGAGCAGCAGGUGGUUUACUAGGUGCAAUCGACGUAGAGCUAUUCGGCAGCAAAACAUCGUGCCUUCACAUGGGAAUAAUGCAAUUAGUGGGUUUAGUUUGUCUCGGUGUAGCUGACUCAACGACUUGGCUGUACGCAGCAAGAUUCAUCGCUGGACUUGCCACAGGGAUGUUCUUCAUCGCUUUUCCACUCUACAUCGGUGAAAUAUCUAAUCCUAAAAUUCGAGGCAGUCUCGUUGGUACAAUCGCUAAUGGAAUGUCGAUUGGUUACGUUGUGGGUAAUUUGACCGGUGCUUACAUGUCGAUACCAGCAUUCGCUGCAUCAAUGUUAGCAGUUACUCUUCUAUUUCUUGUGACGUUCUAUUGGCUGCCCAAGUCAUCACAUCAUCUGGUGCUGAAGGAUCAAUUGGAAGAGGCAGCUGUUUCUAUCAAAUGGUAUCAAAGGGAUGCUGAUGUUCCAAAUGAAUUGGCAUCGCUUCAGAAGUUCGUCAAAGACAAGCGAUCCAUGACUUUUGGAAAUUUGGCAAAUGAAUUCAUGCAGUUACCUAAUAGAAUUGCAUUGUUCAAAGUCAUUAUGGUGUACGUUCUCAUGCAACUCAGUGGACUUUACACCGUGGGAUUCUACAUGGAGAUUAUUCUGAAGAAGGGUGGAGUAAUGGUGGUAGAUCCAGCGAUGGCUGUCAUCGUCAUCAGCACCAUUGGGCUAGCUGGUGGAUGGGUUGCGAUGUACGCUGUUGACAAAUAUGGGAGAAAGCUGGUGUUGACUGUCUCGGCAACUGGACUUGCUGUCGGUUUAAUCUGCAUUGCUGUUCAUUAUCAGCUUUUGGAGAUUGGUUGCGAUCCUGAGUAUCUCCAGUGGCUCAUUAUCUCUGCUGUCAUUGUCCUCGAGUUCUUCAUCAAUCUGGGAAUCAUACCCAUUCCCAGCACAAUUCUCAGCGAAAUUUUUGCCCCCAACAUCAAGAGCUACUGCUCUUGUCUCGCCAAUAUCACUUCUGGAUUCAUUGCAUUCUUGGUCACCCAGACCUAUCAGCUACUGAUUGACUCCAUUGAUUACUAUGUUUAUUAUAUUUACGCGGUUAUGAUGAUUCUUCUGGCUCUUUUCACCAUCACGCAGCUGCCCGAGACGAAGGGGAAGUCGCUCCAGGAGAUUCAGAACAUGAUGAUGAAGAAAUGAUGAAGAUCAAAUGACAAGCUGAAAUUUUUGUCCUGUGAUAUCGUGUGUUAAAAUAUAUCCAAUAGAUAUUGUAUCAACGCAUCGAAUGAACUGCAAUAAAAUACUCUUUUUGGAUAAAUUGUCAAUUUUUAAACGUCAGGUGAGCUUG